GAAAAAGAAUUAUGGCCAGAAGAUAUCUUGAGACUGGGGGUGGGAGACCCAAGAACAACCUAACAGAGGAAAACUACAUUGCGCAUGAGUCUUCGAAUAUUUACGAAGCUGAUACCCAUUGGACAUCAUGGCUGGUUCCUAUGUGGUGGUUGCUAAUAUUGUUGUUUUUUGUUAUUUCCGUGGACCUCAACAAUUGUCUCAAAAAUAACUUCGGUCCCCAAUGUGGCUGCGUGGCUAAGUUCCUUAGAGGAUUCUCUUUUGAACCUAUGCAGGAGAACUCAUUGCUAUCAUUGACUGAGAUGGGAGCCCUUGGGUGGGACAGUGCUAGGAACAGGCAUCAAGGAUGGAGACUAGACACUUGCAUUUGGUUAUACGCUGGAAUUAUUCAUUUGCUUGCUAUCAUGUUGAGUCUCGUAUUCAUUGGAAUUCGUCUGGAACAACAAUUUGGGUCUAGGAGGAUUGGAGUUAUAUACUGGUGACUAUCCAGGAUUAAUAUAC
Molecule: messenger RNA, 498 nt
Organism: Vigna radiata var. radiata (mung bean)
Lineage: Eukaryota; Viridiplantae; Streptophyta; Magnoliopsida; Fabales; Fabaceae
Product: RHOMBOID-like protein 2
Exons: 1
Coding region: 12-479 (155 amino acids)
Biological process (GO): proteolysis
Cellular component (GO): membrane
Molecular function (GO): serine-type endopeptidase activity
Source: RefSeq, a predicted model, not a curated record